CCUUUGCUUUGUAGGCCGAGCCGAGCUCGCCAUGGGAGAUGGCUUGGAGCCUAAGUUGCCCUGCCGGUAUCUUGCGAAGAUGCUGGGUGCGGGUGAGGAGCCACCGCCGCGGGUCUCAGCAUUCUAUAUGUUAUGCAGCUUCUUAGGCGCGUUCACCGGCAUCUCGGUGCUCGCUUCACUCCACAGCCGCUUGAUGAAACCGGAAGCCAACCUGGUGCUCUUGAUCGGAGCUUUCGGCGCGAUGUCCGUGCUUCUCUUCAGUGCUUGCAAGGCUUACGUGGCGCAGCCCCUGAACGUCAUCCUGGGCAAUACCUUGGGCGGACUAGUGGGGGUCACGGUCUUUGAGCUCAUGGCCUUUGCCAACGUGGAUUUGCUUUGGCUGACAGCGGCUCUGGCAGUGUCACUGACGAUCCUGGCGCAGGAACUCACUCGAUCUGUGCACCCACCGGGAGCUGCGACGGCCCUCAUCUAUGUCAUCACACCUUCUGUGCAGCACCUGGGCAUGACUUACGUUUUCUGUCCAGCCUUCCUGGGCGCUGUCAUUCUGGUGGCGGUGGCUUGCGUCACCAACAACCUGUCGCCAGACAGGACCUAUCCGCAAUACUGGUGGCCUUGGAAGUCAAUACGUCUAGAGUCCGACAGCCAGGAGGAGGCUUCCAUCGAGAGCAAAACGCCAAGGUUCGGGAGGCUGCAUAGCUUCUUGGCCAAGUUCCGGGGGGAUGCGGAGGUGCCGGUGGACGCCUUCCCGCUGCUCCAGCAGAGCUGGUGCAGCUUCCUGGGCUCCUUCCUGGGCAUCGCCGUCCUGGCGCUGAUCCAUGAGCGCCUUUUCCCGGACGCCGUGCUGCUCAUCGGCUCCUGUGGGGCUGUGGCGGGGAUCGUCUUCAGCUCCUGGCGAUCCCCGCUGGGCCAGCCCAAGAACGUGAUCCUGGGGAACACCUUGGGCGGCCUCGCGGGUUUCCUCGUGCAGCGUUUGCUGAGCCUCGCCUCAGAGAAUGGGACUUGGCUGACCGCUCCGCUGGCGCUUGCGCUGACGAUCACUCUGCAGGAGCUCGGCAACGCAGUGCAUCCCCCCGGGGGCGCCACCGCGUUGCUCUUCGCCAUGGACCCCUCGCUGCAGCGGAUGGGCUACAUGUACGUCCUGUCGCCCUCCUUUCUGGGAGCGGUGAUUUUAGUUUCCCUUGGCUGCCUCACCAACAACUUGGCGCAGCGCCAGUAUCCCCAGUACUGGUUCCCGCCGCUCUCCGUGAAUUAUUUUGCCCGAAAAGCAGAGACCUUGGAGUGUCAGUGUUAGCCCGAAUCGUGGCUGAACACGAUUCGACCCAAAGGCUGGAUAAGGCAAACGCUCGCCAAAAGCAUAGGGGUGGCGUGGCGGAGCACUAUUCGACUCACCGCAGGGAAGCACCCUGAAA
Messenger RNA from Effrenium voratum, 1409 nucleotides. The record is from the annotation of a GenBank genome assembly. Lineage: Eukaryota; Dinophyceae; Suessiales; Symbiodiniaceae.